Messenger RNA from Micromonas commoda, 717 nucleotides. RefSeq lists its product with no specific name. The transcript is spliced from 2 exons. Bases 1 to 717 code for a protein of 238 amino acids. The record is from RefSeq and is a predicted model, not a curated record. Lineage: Eukaryota; Viridiplantae; Chlorophyta; Mamiellophyceae; Mamiellales; Mamiellaceae.
AUGGCGAUCGAAGACAUGGUUGACAUCGCGCUCGAGACGGGUGCGGUCGACAAUAGGGACGAUCCACCGCAGUCCGGGGCUAGGGUGGAGGGCGAUGGACCCACACAUACGGGUGACAGCACGCCGCUUGUAUCCAGCAUGCAGACGGUCGGAGGAGGUAUGGUCGCCUUCGAGUUCUCUUCGGAGGGGGUCAUCGGGGACGACAUGGUGCUAGACGAUGACCGCUGGAGGUGGCGGCACACCGUGUCAUACUGGGUUUGCGUUUGUUACAUCCUCGGUUCGAUGUUGUUCGUCGCCGGGAGCGCGUUCUGGUACAAGCACUACGUGCAUGAAAGCAGGGAACGAGCGUUGGUGGUGUACCCUUUCCUGCUGGGAUCGAUACUGUUCACGCUGGGGGGCUACCUGGGCAUGUUCCAGGCCAUCAACUUGGGACGGCGCGGGACGAGCAAGCUGUGGGAGUGGUCCCCGGAGAAGGACGGUUUCCUCGGGUACUGGUUUUACUUCGUCGGUGCGUUGGUAUUCAACGUGUCCUGCAUUGAGCCUCUUGAGCUGUUUGCGGACUGGCCCGACUGGCUGAAGAGAGAGAUGGCGUGGGGGGCGGCGGAGGUGGGCUCCUUGUGCUUCAUCGCGGGGGCAUUCGUGGAGCGGCGACGGCUGGCCGAUGGGAUCCGACGUCGCCGGGCUGGGUGUACACCACCUACCUCAUCGGGUCGGUGA